Molecule: messenger RNA, 2398 nt
Organism: Cricetulus griseus (Chinese hamster)
Lineage: Eukaryota; Metazoa; Chordata; Mammalia; Rodentia; Cricetidae
Source: RefSeq, a predicted model, not a curated record
UCUAUUGAAGACUUGAACAAAUGGGCCCUGUUUAUUGUCUCUCCCUUCAUACUUGAGGCAGAACAUAUAGCAUUUGUGACAGAGAGCAUUUGGGCACAAGGUGAUAGUUUCCAGAAGCCAUCGUCUUCAGAAACAGUUGUAAGAUGGUCGGACUGUUGUUUGCCAGUAGCUUGCCGACCCGGAGAUCCCUACCAGUUGAUUGCUAGAGCGAGCGUGGACGACUUCAGCAAGCUUGGGGCGGCGUUCAUGGAGGAGAGGCUGCAGAUGGAUAAUGGCCUGGUCGCCCAGAAGAUUGUUUCAGUUCACUUAAAGGACCCCGCUCCGAAGGAAGCCAACGGGGCCUCCACCAAGCAAGUCCAAGCCCCACCCCUGAGCCCAGAACCUUCCCCUGAGACCGAGCCUGGGCAGGGAGUCAUGGAGCAUUCUGGCCAAGGUGACUGGAAGAGGGCUGAUGAAGGCUCUUCCCUCCUGAGGCGAGGCUGUGCUUCAGGAAGUGUGCCGGCUGCAGACGGCGAUCCCGGGCAUCAGCUUCACCUGUCUAGUUGCCACGAGUGUCUGGAACUUGAGAACAGCACCAUCGAGUCAGUGAGGUUUGCAUCGGCAGAGAACAUUCCAGACAUUCCCUGUGAUCACAGCAGCCCCGUGGACGGUGCUGCCGAGGAACUCCACCCUAAACAGGAACAGAGGAGAGGCAACAUUUCGGGAAAGGCGCCCAACAUCUUGCUGUAUGUGGGCUCCAGUUCUGAGGAAGCCAUGGGCCGGCUCCAGCAGGUGCUGUCUGUCUUGACUGACUGUGUGGACACUGACAGCUAUGCUCUCUACCAUCUGCCAGAAGACAGUGCUCUCAGGGACCCCUGGCCCGACAACUGCCUGCUAUUGGUAAUUGCCACCAGGGAACCUAUCCCCAAAGACAUACACCAGAAGUUCAUGGCCUAUCUUUCUCAGGGAGGGAAGGUGCUGGGCCUGUCUUCCUCCUUCACCUUUGGUGGCUUUCAGGUGACAAGCAGGGACAUGCUACGGAACACAGCCCAGAACCUGGUUUUCUCAAAGGCUGAUGGGAGUGAGGUACGGCUUAAUGUCCUGAGCAGCGGCUGUGUUUAUGAGGAAGGCCCCGGCCCUGGCAAACUCCAGGGCCAUCUAGAGAAUCCAGACAAGGACAAGAUGAUUGUACAUGCACCUUUUGGAAGCCGUGGAGGAGAGGCCGUUCUCUGCCAGGUCCACCUAGAACUCCCCCCAAGUGCUUCUGUGGUGCAAACCCAGGAAGACUUUAACGUACUUAAGUCCAGCAACUUGAGAAGGCACGAAGUCCUUAAGGAGAUCCUGAUGACCCUUGGCCUAAGCUGUGAUGUUCGACAAGUUCCUGCCUUAACACCGCUGUACUUGCUGCUGGCCACCGAGGAAAUCCAGGAUCCGUUUAUGCAGUGGCUUGGGAGGCAUGUGGACCCUGAAGGAGUCAUAAAAUCCAGCAAGCUCACCCUCAAGUUCAUUUCCUCUUACACAUCUGAAGUGGAGGUCACCCCGUCUUUUAUUCCUGUGGUUACCGAUCCUGACGCCUUCUCAUCAGAGCACUUUAACUUAGAGACGUAUCGGCGAAAUCUGCAGACCUCGAGGCUCGGAAAAGUAAUUCUGUUUGCAGAAGUGACCCCCACGACCAUGAGCCUCUUGGAUGGGUUGAUGUUUGAGAUGCCACAGGAAAUGGGCUUAAUCGCCAUUGCUGUUCGACAGACCCAGGGCAAAGGAAGGGGCCCGAAUGCCUGGCUGAGCCCUGUGGGGUGUGCCCUUUUCACUCUGCUGGUCUGCAUUCCCCUGAGGUCACAGCUGGGACAGAGGAUUCCGUUCGUGCAGCAUCUGAUGUCCCUGGCCGUCGUGGAGGCGGUGCGGUCCAUCCCGGAGUACGAGGAGAUCAACUUGCGAGUGAAAUGGCCCAACGAUAUUUAUUACGGUGACCUAAUGAAGAUUGGUGGCGUUCUGGUUAAUUCCACCCUCAUGGGAGAGACGUUCUACAUCCUUAUUGGCUGUGGAUUUAAUGUGACUAACAGUAACCCUACCAUAUGCAUCAAUGACCUCAUCGCAGAACACAAUAAGCAACACAAGGCAGGCCUGAAGCCCUUACGAGCCGAUUACCUCAUAGCCAGGGCAGUAACUGUGCUGGAGAAACUCAUCGGCACGUUUCAGGACCGAGGGCCCAAUGGUGUCCUUCCUCUCUACUACAAAUACUGGGUGCACAGCGGUCAGCAAGUCCGCCUGGGCAGCCCUGAGGGGCCGCAGGUGUCUAUCGUGGGCCUAGACGACGCGGGGUUCCUGCAGGUGCAUCACAUGGGUGGUGAGGUGGUGACGGUGCACCCUGAUGGCAACUCCUUUGACAUGCUGAGAAACCUCAUCCUGCCCAAGCGACAGU